AUGGAAAGGGAAAGGGAAAGGGCUAAUACCGGUUGGGACCCGAGCUUGGAACCAUCGCCAAACUGCCCACGCUGUGGCUCGUGUAAUACUAAGUUUUGUUACUACAACAACUACAGUCUCACUCAGCCAAGAUACUUCUGCAAGGGCUGUAGAAGAUAUUGGACAAGAGGCGGUUCUCUAAGGAACGUGCCCAUUGGUGGCACUUGCAGAAGAACCCGUAGGGUGCUUAAGCCAAGGCUUCUAACGACCCUUCAUAUUAAUGAGAACCUUCCCACUACUAUGUACCCAAAAAACAACCCUAACAAUAUUGAACUUUCCCGAAUCUAUGCUUCUUUCUUGAAUCAAAACACUACAACCCAUAUCUCCAAAUUUCCAAUCCACAAUUCCGUUCAUCCACUUCCGACUAGUGGGUUUCCAAGAGUGGAUACGGAAUCCACAUAUACAUUUCAAGACGGAAACUUCGAAUUCAUUUCUAAGUUUGGUCAGAUUCAAGAAGAAGGGAUUCUUCUUCAACCAUUCAUGGGAUGUGAUCACUUGAUGAUGACUACUAGCAACUUUGGCUUCAUGCCCCCAUUUCCUGGUCUAGAAGGAUUGGGUUCACCAAGACUUCAUGUUCAUGCUCCUACCAAUUUAAUGGUUCAUGAAAACACCGUGAAUUCCAAAGAUUUGUUUCCUACCCCUCAAGAUCGCUACAUCGGAAACAAAGAGCUUGAAAUUCGCGCAGCGGCUGCUGGCACAGAGUUAGCCGAUGCUUAUUCCCCAGAUACCGUCAUUGCUUCUUCUCCGAGAAAAGAAGUUCACGACCAUAGACCACUAGUUACUGGAUCUAAUCCUCCGCGAAAAGUCAAAAAUUCUGCAUAUUUUGACCGAUUUAAGGUGAAAAAUGGAGUUACUCCCUCGGCAAAAUUGGGAUAA
Impatiens glandulifera is the source of this 915-nucleotide messenger RNA. Its product is annotated as dof zinc finger protein DOF3.5-like. The record is from RefSeq and is a predicted model, not a curated record. Bases 1 to 915 code for a protein of 304 amino acids. Gene Ontology annotation, biological process: regulation of DNA-templated transcription. Gene Ontology annotation, molecular function: DNA binding; DNA-binding transcription factor activity. The transcript has 2 exons. NCBI's taxonomy places the organism in Eukaryota, Viridiplantae, Streptophyta, Magnoliopsida, Ericales, Balsaminaceae.